Molecule: messenger RNA, 324 nt
Organism: Brachypodium distachyon (stiff brome)
Lineage: Eukaryota; Viridiplantae; Streptophyta; Magnoliopsida; Poales; Poaceae
Product: 60S ribosomal protein L7-1-like
Exons: 3
Coding region: 1-324 (107 amino acids)
Biological process (GO): maturation of LSU-rRNA from tricistronic rRNA transcript (SSU-rRNA, 5.8S rRNA, LSU-rRNA)
Cellular component (GO): cytosolic large ribosomal subunit
Molecular function (GO): RNA binding; structural constituent of ribosome
Source: RefSeq, a predicted model, not a curated record
AUGGACGGCUUUGAGGUUCUAGAUGUUAUGCGACGUCAGGAGUGGCCCGAGGAGUUCAUCAGGAAGUUCCGCGACACGGAGCUCGACUUCCUGCGGAUGCGCACCCGCCUCAAGGCCUGCAGGCUCAGUCCCGCUGAGAGCCACGACGAUGCCCAACUCCUCUUCGCCAUCUGCAGCUCCGGCACUAAAGAAUUGCACCCGCGCAUCAAGAAGAUUUUGGCAAGGCUACGGCUGACCCAGAUGGUGACCGGCGUGUUCCUCAAGACCGCCGAGGUGAAUUUGAAGAUGCUUGCUUCUGUUGUACCCUUUGUGACAUAUAGGUAA